Entamoeba invadens IP1 is the source of this 1158-nucleotide messenger RNA. RefSeq lists its product as hypothetical. The record is from RefSeq and is a predicted model, not a curated record. Bases 1 to 1158 code for a protein of 385 amino acids. Lineage: Eukaryota; Evosea; Mastigamoebida; Endamoebidae. The transcript has a single exon.
AUGGAUAACUUGGUCAACCUGCUUCAAGGAAACUCAAAUGAAGCACUUGAUAAGUUCGCUAAGCUUGAAGCGCGUUUAGACGAUCAAGAAGCUCAAAUCAAGCAACUUCGGUAUGAAAAUUGCCAAUUACACCACAUUGUCUAUUCCCUCAUUAAGACCCGACAAAGUGAGGUCGAGGACUUUGUUGAAGGCGAUGUUUCAUCGGAACCAAUUGAAAAACUCAUUUCGUCUCCAAACAGCACUUUAGCACGAUUUGGAGUAAGUGCAAUGAAUUCGAUCAUUUCGUCACGAAAUCCAUCCAAAGUCCUCCAACCGAUUUCGCCGGAUGCACUUCUAGACUUCAGUAUGAAGUACCAAAAAGAUGAAGAGAAAGUUGAAAUGUUUAAUGUGAUAUCUAAGACGUCUCACUUAGAAAAUAGUGUAGAAUUAUGUGAUGUGAUUAUGAAAGAGGUAGGGGAGUGUAGUGAAACUCUUGAAAACAUAGCACUUGAUGCAUUUUCACGAAUGGAAAGGGUGUAUGACAAUGUUGAGUUAGUGAGGAGAGUAUGUGAAUGUGCCAUUCAAGUACCAUGUGAUGAUGUCCAAAAAAAGCUUCGUGUGUCUUAUUUGGUACUUCGGUAUGCACAAAUGAAAAAGUACGAAAUUAAUUCCACGAUAAUCAAGACUGGGGUGUUUGAGUAUGUUUGUGAUGAUUACGUUGACCUUAAAAAAUGUGGAGUGCUUGGUAUUUUCCUUCUUGCAAUGGAAAUGGUUUUUACAGAUGAAACAGCGAUUGACGAAGUUCAGUUCAAUUUGACAAAGGCUUUAAUUCAAAGUCCUUUGUGGCACGAAGAUUUGUUAGGUGAGAAGUGGCAAGAAACAAAUAAAUUCAAUCCGUUUCAUUUGAUGAGGGAGUUAUGUUCUUCGAUGAUUCAGCGAAGUAUGAUUUUCAAAAUGGAUUUAGAAGAGGAUAUAUUUGAAGCAAUAGAUGUCGACAAUAUAGAAGCAAUUAAAAUACUGAUUUUAUUAGGAAAGGUGUGUGCAAACGAAACUGUAAAUUACAUUAGAGCAGUCAAAGAUGCGAUGGCGGACCAUCUUGACGACACCGAAUAUCAACGCAUUGCUUCGCAAUUCAUUUUUUCUGCUGUUGUUGGGAAUGCAGCGUGUUUUUCAAAGUAA